Messenger RNA from Cryphonectria parasitica EP155, 396 nucleotides. RefSeq lists its product as uncharacterized. Lineage: Eukaryota; Fungi; Ascomycota; Sordariomycetes; Diaporthales; Cryphonectriaceae. The transcript has a single exon. The annotation marks the transcript as partial. The record is from RefSeq and is a predicted model, not a curated record.
ACCUACGCUCCCAUCAACGCCUAUCUCAUCGGCGCAGCCAGCAUCGGGCUAGGUCUUCACGCCAUCUUCCGGCCCCGCGAGGAAUACGCACGAUUCGGCCUCCCGCUCCCACAUGCCUCGGCACGGCGAGGACCACCUGAUACUACCAAGAACCCCUCGCCUCUGGAUGAGCAGCGGAACAUAGCACGGCCGGAUAAGAAGGAGGAGGAGGAGGAGGAGGAAGAGGAGGGAGAUGUCUCGCCGCUAAUGUACAUCAAGGGCAUACGGGACAUCACAUACGGCCUCGCGCUGGUGGGGCUGCAGUACGAAGGACACAGCGCCGCGGGGGUGACCUUGGUCGCUGGGGUAAUGGCGCUGGCGGGACUGGGGGAUGGGAUUGUGGUUUGGUGCUCUGGU